This is a messenger RNA of Branchiostoma belcheri (Belcher's lancelet), 3313 nucleotides long. Its product is annotated as high affinity cGMP-specific 3',5'-cyclic phosphodiesterase 9A-like. The record is from RefSeq and is a predicted model, not a curated record. The coding region runs from base 183 to 1775 and encodes 530 amino acids. Gene Ontology annotation, biological process: cGMP catabolic process. Gene Ontology annotation, molecular function: 3',5'-cyclic-GMP phosphodiesterase activity. Lineage: Eukaryota; Metazoa; Chordata; Leptocardii; Amphioxiformes; Branchiostomatidae. The transcript is spliced from 15 exons.
GUGGGCACGCCCACCAGACACGUGACCCUACGGAACAAUCUAACACCGUCCUUGCGAAGUUUGCACAAGCUGUGGGACACUCGCAGCUGCGUCCAGUGCUCAACAGUUCCACGUCUCAAGAAGCCUAACACCCGUCUAAGAUGCUCGCCAAGAAAGCUUCUGAUCGAGGAUAAAGUCGAGACAUGGCGACGAAGGUGAUCUACUUUACGGUGGGCGGCCGGCCUGAGCAAGCUGAGUUCCGAAGCGACUCAGAGCUCGAAGACGUGCGAGAGUGUUUCCGUGCCGCGGCAGAGGCUGGGCCCCACGACAUCCUGAAGUUGUACAACACCAAGGGAAACAUUGUCAACAUCUCACCCAAGUUGGAGGCAAACCGACCUGACAGUCGCUACAAGCUACAGGUGGUGGCUGCAACAUGUAAUGGACCAACAGCUUCAGAGCUUGGCUUUGAUGUAAACAGCAUGGAAAGAAGGUUAGAGGAUCUGGAGAGAAAAAUCCUGGUGGAGAGUGGAGAGACACCACCUCUGGUUUUUGAGAUGAGGAAAAAAGUGGAGUCCUUCCGAGAAAAACUAGAAAGUGUGGAACACUUAAGUUGGCUCGGCCUGUUUAAGGACAUUUCCAGCGGCACGUCAUCCCCCUUCUGGAACAAGAAGGGUAAAGCCAGAAAGAGUCUGGAACACUGCAAGCUGGUGCAAGACCGCUUCAAGAAAAUGAGCGCUGUACAAGUCACGGAAGAUGUUAGAUUUCACCUCAGGAAACCCACUUUUGAUAACUGGCAAUGGGAUGAUGCAGAGAUGUUACUCCUACUCCAACAAAUGUACAUAGAACUCGAACUUCUCACUAAGUUUAACAUUGAGACACCAGUGUUGCAGCAAUUCUUAUAUGAGGUCUACAGACACUAUAACCAGAUCCCAUUUCACAACUUCAACCAUGCCUUCUGUGUCACUCAAAUGAUGUAUGGGAUCAUCUGGUUAUGUGAGGUGUGGGAGAAGCUGAGUGAUGUGGAGAUACUCGUCAUGCUCACCUCUGCACUAUGCCACGACCUGGACCAUCCAGGAUACAACAAUGCAUAUCAGGUUAAUGCAAGAACAGAGCUGGCCCUGAGAUAUAACGACAUCUCCCCACUGGAGAAUCAUCACUGCGCCGUAGCAUUUGAAAUCCUAGAAAAGCCGGAGUGCAACAUCUUCAGGAACCUGAGCGUUGAAAACUUUAAGAAAGUCCGUGAAGGCAUGAUCAGGUGUAUCCUGGCAACUGACAUGGCCAGACACAAUGAAAUCCUGGGGAAAUUUAAAGCUCUGAUUCCUGAAUUUGACUUCAGCAACAAAGAGCACAGAGAACAGUUGAUGAUGAUUCUGAUGAAGGUGAGUGACAUCUCUAACGAAGCCAGGCCCAUGGACGUGGCCGAGCCUUGGCUGGACUGCCUACUGAAGGAGUUUUUUAAUCAGAGUGAUGUGGAAAAGCUGGAAGGCCUUCCUGUCACCCCCUUCAUGGAUCGAGAGAAGGUGACAAAACCUUCCUCACAAACCGGUUUCAUCCAGUUUGUCCUUCUACCUCUCUUUGAGGCAGCAGCUUGUAUCUUCCCUGAAAUGCAGCCUCACAUCAUCCAGCCGGUGCGGGAUGCCCUCCAGUACUACAAGGACAUGCAGGUGGCACUGGAGGAUCAGAACAAGAAAAAGGAUCACAACGAAGGCGAGAGAAACGGGGACGGCGUCACGUCCAGAAGUCCACUGGAAACGGAGGUGGUGGUGGGUCUGGCCAACGGACACAAGUCACCGUGAUGUUGCAUCAACGUAAAACUGAUACUACUAUAGAAAAAUUUACCAUGAUUAUAUUUUGUUCAACAGAAGAACUACUAUAUAUAUAUAUAUAAAUAUAUAUAUGAGAUAUAGAGAUGCAAUUGUUCCAAAUGUAACAAGAUUUAGUAAUCAUAUAAGGCCACACCAGUUUAAUCAAUUGGUUCUGAGAUUCGCCUGAUGUUUUUGUCUUCCUAGAUGUUGACAUUUUUUAUAAUUAAAAGUUCAUUAUUCAUUGUUUGAGUUAUAAACCAGCCUGGUACGUUGACUUAUGGCUCCUAUAGUACAUUUGGAGCUUUUUGGGGGCUAUCAUACUAGUAUAUUUAGCCCUUUUGCUUCAUCUUUUUUUUUUAAUCUGAGAACCAACCAAUUAAAUUGGUGUGGCCUAACAUAUGUAGAAGUACACUGUGUAAUAUUAUGCAGGAAAUAGCCUUACAGGGAUGUUUGUUAACUCCGGUGUUUUUAAUGAUGUCAGUUCAUGUAUUACACACAAUUUACAGUGUGUAUUUUCUCUUCACCUUAAAUGCAAGACCCCAUUGUUGGGAACGCCCUUACAUAUGAAUGAAACAUUGACUGCUUUUAACUUGGGAAGACACUUUGAACUCGAAAAAUCGUGGGUUACUCACAAUGUAUUUCAACAUGUACUCUCACAUGUUUCUCAUGCCUCUGAAAACAAAAUAAUGCUUUCUUCAAUAUUUUGCUACCUUUGUUCUCUCAGUAAUAACUUUCAUAGUUAAAGAGAUAUUCAAGAUUCUUCUUUUUCCAAAUUUGUUCUAUGUUUAAAGUGACCAAUGUUGAUAUAGGCAACCUUAGUUUCUUAAAAAAAAACAGUUGACUGACAUAUCAUAGAUUUAAAAACUACUAAUAUCCUGUGUCUUGUCCUACUAUCUGCUAGGUAGGUUGAAUUCUGUGUUUUCAGAAUGCGGAAACAGCCAUUGCCAAGCACUAAUGCUCUAAUUAUCAAAACAAGCAUGCUUUUCUUAUUGAUUAUAUUCAUAGAUGCAUGCACAAACUUCAUUACAUUCCUAAAAGUAUAACGUUGGAUGUCACAUUAUAUUAAUAUGUUAUAUAUCUUCUGUGUUUUAAGUCCAAGGUGUAGUGUCCAAACUGUAUUCUGUAAAUAUGUAUAUGUGUUAAAUGUACUUGUGUCAACAUAUCAUUCAAAUACUAGAAAGAUUGGAUCUAUUUAUUCUUAGUUGUUAUGAUGUAAACUGAAACAUUCCAUGAAAUAUACUCAUGUAACCGAUGUGAAUAUGAUGUAUGUGUAGAGGACACCAUACAUAAACAGUACAGGGUCAAGUAUAAUAUGAAUAAAUAAUCAUAGAGAGUUAAGAAAACUUCACUAUAUACAUGUAUACUAUCAAGAGCAUCAUGAAGACAUAUCUAUGAAUUGUACAAUCAUGCAUGCAUUGAGCUCUAUGUUCCUGCUCUACCUUUAUUAUUUUGCUUACUUAGGCCACACCAAUUUAAUUUGUUGUUUCUCGGAUUCGCCUCGUCAUUUUUUUCUGAUUUCAAAAAAAAAA